Molecule: messenger RNA, 629 nt
Organism: Carassius carassius (crucian carp)
Lineage: Eukaryota; Metazoa; Chordata; Actinopteri; Cypriniformes; Cyprinidae
Gene: serp2
Product: stress-associated endoplasmic reticulum protein family member 2
Exons: 3
Coding region: 187-384 (65 amino acids)
Biological process (GO): endoplasmic reticulum unfolded protein response
Cellular component (GO): endoplasmic reticulum
Source: RefSeq, a predicted model, not a curated record
GGAGCUGAGCUAAAUAGGGAGCGCGUCCCACUAGACGUUAUCAGGCUGCAUGGAGGCGCACUUCCGUCCCGCAUAAUUCGGUUUAGGGAAGCAGGUGCAGGGAAGGGGACUGAAGCGUCACCUCAGAGAAAGCAAUAUAUUUGAUUUACCGAGCGUUUAAUUGAUACCUGGACGCUGGCUCGGAAGAUGGUAGCAAAACAGAGAAUCCGCAUGGCAAACGAGAAGCACAGCAAAAACAUCACUCAGAGGGGGAACGUGGCGAAGACCCUGCGACCGCAGGAGGAGAAAUACCCGGUGGGGCCAUGGCUUUUGGCACUCUUUGUAUUUGUUGUUUGUGGAUCAGCCAUCUUUCAGAUAAUUCAAAGUAUCCGAAUGGGAAUGUGAGUCCCAGCGUUCCUCACAUGCUCUGCUCUACAUCUGAAUGAGAUUUUUGGGUGACUGGAUACAAUCUGAAGGAAGAGUGAUCUGUGAAAUCCUGUUUGUAUGCUCAGCUGGAUCUAGUGUACAAUUCUACAUGACAUUGUCACAUGUUUACAGUGUCCCUGGACGAAGGGAGCACAUGCUUUUCUACAAAACCACUGUUGCGGUUGACACAUCUUUUCAUUUUUGUCAUAUUUGUGAUUGAUGAU